Chionomys nivalis (European snow vole) is the source of this 2010-nucleotide messenger RNA. It is a transcript of the gene C13H7orf25, whose product is annotated as chromosome 13 C7orf25 homolog. The record is from RefSeq and is a predicted model, not a curated record. NCBI's taxonomy places the organism in Eukaryota, Metazoa, Chordata, Mammalia, Rodentia, Cricetidae. Bases 366 to 1631 code for a protein of 421 amino acids. The transcript has 2 exons.
UCUCAGCAGAGCAAGGUGAGGGCUGUCUGCUGAGCUGUCUUUGCACACUGCCUCUGUGUGCCCUCGCAAUGUGCGCGUGGGGCCUGUGGCGCUGCUGGUGAGGAUCCGGAGACUGAGGGAGACUUGCUGUGGAUCUCAUAGUUCAAAGAAAUGAAGGUCUGAACAAGUGUCAGAAUCCAACUCACUUCAGGAAAGCUUACAGCUUUCUUCAGCUGUCGAAGGAGUCUCUCUCAAAAGCCCAGCUUCAUAUUCUCAAUCUUCAUAAACUUUGUUGCUAGGUUGGACUUUUUAAUCAUGCUUGUGGUGGAAUAACACUGAGAUUUUCCCCGUUUGUUGUCUUCGAUGAAAGGAAUAAUGCUGUCAGCAUGUCUUCACACUCCAUGCUCUCUGAAAGAAUUGCCAUAGCCAAGGAACUAAUCAAGAGAGCAGAAUCCCUUUCUAGAUCAAGAAAAGGUGGCAUAGAAGGGGGCGCAAAGCUGUGUAGCAAACUGAAGGCCGAGCUAAAAUUCUUACAGAAAAUAGAGGCUGGGAAAGUAGCUAUUAAAGAAUCCCACUUACAGAGUACAAACCUAACACACUUGAAAGCCAUCGUGGAAUCGGCAGAAAACCUGGAAGAAGUUGUCAGCGUUCUCCGUGUGUUUGGCUACACAGACACCUUGGGAGAGAAGCAGACUCUUGUGGUGGAUGUCGUAGCGAAUGGCGGUCACACGUGGGUCAAAGCUAUUGGCCGGAAGGCCGAAGCGCUGCAUAACAUCUGGCUGGGCAGGGGCCAGUAUGGCGACAAAAGCAUCAUUGAGCAGGCCGAAGACUUCCUGCAGGCCAGCCGCCAGCAGCCUGUGCAGUAUAGCAACCCUCACAUCGUGUUUGCAUUUUACAAUAGUGUCUCUAGUCCCAUGGCAGAGAAGCUGAGAGAUAUGGGCAUCUCUGUCAGAGGGGACAUCGUCGCAGUCAACUCUCUGCUAAGCCACCCUGAAGAGCCGCAGCUGAGCGAGAGCGAGCCCGACGAUGAGGACGAAGAACUUCUGCAGGUGACGAGAGUGGACCGAGACAACGUCCUGGCGCACGUUGCAUUUCCCACGGAGAUCAAGGUGGACAUUUGCAGAAGAGUCAAUCUGGACAUCACUACUUUAAUCACGUAUGUAUCUGCCAUGAGCUAUGGAGGCUGCCACUUCGUCUUCAAAGAGAAAGUACUCACAGAGCAAGCCGAGCAGGAGAGGAAGGAGCAGGUCUUGCCUCAGCUGGAAGCGUUUAUGAAGGACAAGGAGCUGUUUGCCUGUGAAUCUGCUGUCAAGGAUUUUCAGUCUAUUCUAGACACCUUAGGGGGGCCAGGAGAGAGAGAGAGGGCCGCUAUGCUAAUUAAGCGAGUCACCGUGGUCCCAGACCAGCCUUCUGAGCGCGCCUUGAGACUAGUGGCAAGCUCAAAAAUUAACAGCCGCUCGUUAACGAUUUUUGGGACAGGAGACACCCUGAAAGCCAUCACCAUGACUGCCAAUAGCGGCUUUGUCAGAGCUGCCAACAACCAGGGUGUCAAAUUCAGCGUCUUCAUCCAUCAGCCCAGAGCGCUUACCGAGAGCAAAGAGGCCUUUGCCGUGCCCGUGCCGAAAGACUUGCGCAGUGACAGUGCACGCUAGUGGUUCCUUUACAUGUUGCCAUGGAAAUACAUUAUUUAUACCAAAGGCUGGCCUUCCCGUCUAUAUGGAGAGAACAAAGUUUAUAGUAAAAAUAAUAUUUAGAACUCACGUGUUUAAGUAGAAGUUUCUUGUGUUUUGUCUGUUUAAGGUCUAUGAAUUAGAAAAAAACUCAAGAGACAAGCUUACUUAUCUCUGCGUCCCAUCACAAGCUCCAUUAUAGCAGGGAAGAACAGACAUGCGGCUGCAUAGGCUUUUAGCGAUCUCGUGAUGCUUUUGUUUGCCUCACCGGGGCUGCAGCCUCCAUCACAGGUGAUUGCAUUUCAUGGAAUAUGGCUAUAGUGAUUCUUGAAUUCAUUAAAUAAUCUGGAGAAAACUCCGA